Messenger RNA from Pogoniulus pusillus (Red-fronted tinkerbird), 2843 nucleotides. It is a transcript of the gene METTL5, whose product is annotated as methyltransferase 5, N6-adenosine. Gene Ontology annotation, biological process: rRNA methylation. NCBI's taxonomy places the organism in Eukaryota, Metazoa, Chordata, Aves, Piciformes, Lybiidae. The transcript has 8 exons. Bases 1545 to 2159 code for a protein of 204 amino acids. The record is from RefSeq and is a predicted model, not a curated record. Gene Ontology annotation, molecular function: nucleic acid binding; rRNA (adenine-N6-)-methyltransferase activity.
CGCCGGCCCCCGCCAUGAUGGGAAACAGGAGCCGUUACGGCUGCGCCGGCCUCCCGGCUCUGGGGCUCCCCCCGCCGCCCUCUCUCCGCUCCCAGCGGCGCCUCCCUCUCGCGAUAGCCACGGAACCGACGCCCGCCCGCUCCCUCCUCCUGACACUGCCUCUCUCCUCCCCUGACACUACCCCUCCUCUUCCUCUGCUCUGCCCUGCCCGGCGGCCCGCGCCGCCCCGUCAGCGCGCAGCUGCGCGGCCCGCGCCGCGCCUCCCUGAGAUACUGCUCGCCCGCGGCCGCCUGAGCCUUCUGUCAGGACUGUACGCGGCGGGCCCGGAGCUGCUCUCAGCCUGCCGUCGCAGGCCUGACAGCCUUUCGCCUGGAGGGGCCGGCGCCCCCCAAGACGGUAGCGAAGUCUUGUUACCGACCCUCUCCCCGCGUGGAACAGCUGUCUGGGACAUCGCGCAGCCGCCACUGUGUCCAGGCCGCGGGGCGCCCGCCGGGAGGGGUACUGCUGAGGACGCGGGCGCGCCAAAGCCACACGGCUGCGCGGUCGCUCCCACGAGCAGUCUCGGUGGAGGUUGCGAAGCACCGCGGCUCGCUGCCUCCCGCAGCCCCACUUCUCGGGGUACCGGCGUGCAUCCCCUAGGAGGGAAUUACUUGGAUGCGAGUUACCCUGACUUACAUACCGAUCCACAAUUCUAAAGCUCGAUAGAUUUUCAGCUGUAUAAUGGAAAAACUGUUUAAACCCCCAGCUGUCUCUAAAGGAGACAGGUAACCUUCUAUCUGACAACAACGACGCCCCGGGCAAGCACUCCAACGCUAGUUUUGCCGCCGUAUUUCCUAUGGCUGUCCAUCUUCUGAUGGCUUGAGCUCCUUAAGAGCAGGGAAUACCUCACCCUCCAGUUACAUUCCGUGGAAGCACCAGCCCUUCCGAGCGGAAAGGCUGAAGUUCACUCCCUUUUCUUAACAGCACCCAACAGCUUGACCACUACAGGGGGCAAAACCUGAGAGAGCGGCCCUUCAGAAACACCUGACAGUGGUAACGCGAAAGCUGCUCUAUCGUGUUUGUAAGAUGUAAAAAGUAAGACUUGCUAAUUUAUUACAGAAAGAGGCAAAUUCAGCAGCUGCCGGGCGGCUCGGCGGCGUGACGCCCGCCCGGCGGCAGAGGCGGGGCGCGGUUGCUCUAUCGCUGCGUAGAGGGCGCAGCGGAAGUGCGCAGAGCCUCUCGGCUUGGCCCCGCAGCCCGGCACGCCGCUGCUUCAGGGAGUGGAGGCGGCGUCAGGGGGUGUCUGGGUCUGUGGCUUCGCGGCCGCGAAGAAGGUUCUACCGAGCAAGCAGCCGGUGAGGUUAGUGGAAGUCUCCGGGGUUCGGUCCUUGCUGCCUUUAGGACCGGACGGUAGAAGCGGAGCCGAGGGCCAAAGCGGACGGGGGUCCCUUAUCGGCGCUUGGCGUGGGGGGAAGCCGAUUACCGGCGAUGCGUGAACGGCCUCGUAUUAGCCGGUGCUAGGCUUGUCUCCCGUUAUCGGUACGCCGGCAGAUAAAACUAUAAACAUGAAGAAAUUAAAGCUUAAAGAACUGGAAAGCUGUCUUCAACAAGUUGAUACUUUUGAAAGUCCAAAAUUACUCCUUGAACAGUAUCCAACAAGACCUCACAUCGCAGCAUGUAUGCUUUAUACAAUUCACAAUACUUUUGACGAUAUUGAAAACAAAACAAUUGCAGAUUUAGGAUGUGGUUGUGGCAUACUCAGCAUUGGAAGUGCAAUACUGGGAGCUGGAUUGUGUGUGGGGUUUGACAUAGAUGCAGAUGCACUGGAAGUAUUUAAUAGCAACGUUGAAGACUUUGAGCUCACAAACAUCAACAUGGUUCAGUGCGAUGUGUGUUCUUUAUCUGACAGCAUGUCACGGACUUUUGACACAGUUAUUAUGAACCCUCCCUUUGGUACCAAACAUAAUAAAGGAAUGGAUAUGGUAUUUCUGAAAACUGCUUUACAAAUGGCAAAAACAGCUGUAUAUUCCCUUCACAAGACUUCAACACGGCAGCAUAUAGAGAAGAAAGCAGAUGAAUGGGAAGUGAAGAUGGAAGUCAUAGCAGAACUUAGAUAUGACCUACCAGCAUCAUACAAGUUCCAUAAGAGGAAAUCAGGAGCCCCUCACAGAACCAUUUGAGAAGCAGGCAGGAGGAAGCUGUGCACUCAAUUUCACAAGGGGAGGCUGUGAAAAUGUAGCCAGGAUGCUGGCAUAUGGAAGCUUAAGCCAACAGGCAAGUUCCCAGGUACUGAAUGCUGGCCAGAAAAUAUGUAUCCUUGGUACUUAGAGAAAGCAGAGAAUCCUGAAGGGGACUGAGCAAAAUUUUCAACAUUAUUAAAAUAUGUGGAGUAGCAAAGACUGGGAACUUUAAUUGAGCUGUACCUGUUCUCUUGGUGACUUGAGUGAUGCAAGUCUGUCCUUCAGUUUUGCUGCUUCAGAUUUGCAGCUUUGUAUUACAUUAAGAUCCAGACUCAGCAGUUUUAAGUUCUGAAUUUAUUGAGAGCUGCUAUUUAACGUAACUGUAGGAUUACAGAGUCCAGAACCUUUCGCAUUUGAAUGAGGUGCCAGAGACUCUACUUGAGCAAAUCUGACAGUAUAAACCAAACUAUAAAUAUAAAAAAGUUUUCCAAGGUGGCAUGUUAAGAAUAAGCAUGCUUAAGGAGAAUGAAAACCAGCUGCAACUCAAAACAAAGCUUUCCUUUCAUUGUAGGUUGACAUUGAAGUGGAUUUCAUUAGAUUUUCUACCAAGAAACUCCUGAACUGAGGGCAUGUCUUGAAAACCUAUUGAAAGUGGAGCAAUAAAAGCACAUUUUUUUAUUGUUA